AUGUGCAGCUGUCAGGCAGCCUUCUCCCCAAAGGAUGACUUUUUGAAGGCCUCACCCAGCAUUCAUCCUCGAUGGGCUCCCAGGCCAGCAGCUCAGGAGCCCUCAACAAUCACGCCGCCCGAAAAUGAGCUGCCACAGUUAACUCGAAAGCGGAAGCGCGGGACGCCCCGGCCAUCGCCGCCGCCGCCGCACUUGGCCGGCCCGGGACCGGGGACGCCGAGGCAUAGGUCUUUUGCGGGCAGUGGCUCCGCGACCACCGCUGCAGUGGCUAAAGGUGCGAACACCGGCAUCUGCGCCACGGGCAGGGCCGAGAACCCCGCCAGAGCGGCGGCGGCGGCGGCGCGGCUCGGGGCGCUCGGGAGGCGGCGGCGGUGGCUGCAGGGGCUGGGGCGCGCCCAGGGGAACCGCCGCGCCGCUGCUCUUGAGCGGGCCGCCGCCUCCGUGCGGGAAGAGCUGCUGCCAGUGCUGCAGAUGCCGGCGCAGCGUCCGGAACCCGAAAACGCUGGAAGACACAAAAACCAGUACGCAUCUCCGAGUCUGCUGGAGUGUGGGCGAAGGAUGCUGCGUACCGCGGGCGUCGAGCAGACCUGGUCCAGGGAGCUAGUUUGCGCUUUAGCCGGGUUCGGAUUUUCCUGGAAUGCUGUUGGGUGCCAGAGUUGUCUUGCCUGCCAAGCAACCUCGAACAUAAAUCCUCCUGGGAGAAAAGUUGAGCUCGAGGCGCGGCGCGCUGUGAGCUGGUGUCAAACCCCCAGUCUGCUGCGUUCGGGACAGGCGUGGCGGAGCCAUGGGUUUGGGAGUGAGGGUCCCUAAAGAGCGAGCUGGUCCUGGCAGGACUCCAGCUUGGCCCGGAGUUGACAGGCAGCUGCGUUGGAGUUUGCACAACCCAGCCUUCCUGAAGGGUUCUUUCCCACUCCUUGGCACCUCGAGCCUUGCAAGCAUCUAGGGUUUCGUCUGUGCCUCCGCUGCCCCUGGAUUCAGGAGAGUCUGUUUACCUUCAGCUGUUUGGGUUGCCCCAGGAGCUCAAAUACAGGUUUCUUUACCGAAAAUCUAGCGUUAGCGGUGCGGGGUGCAAGUUGCAGACCCAGCUUCACCAUGCCAUCUCCAGAGCUUUGGGCCGCAGCCCCUCUACCAUAAGAAAUCCAGCGUCCACCCAUUUGCCACCGGCGCCACGCUCUUAGCUUUCUGAUAUUCCUGGUACUCGUGGCAGAGGGCAGCGACAAGCUCUGUGAGAUUGGCUAAUUCCGGCGCUUUCCCCUCGCCGGAGUUUUGUCCACACCUAAAAGGGGGGGGGGUGGCAUUUCUCUUUCCGCAAACAGCCCAGUUUAUUAAGCAGUCACCAUCUCGAACAAAUAAUCUCCAAUCUUCCCUAAUUUCUGCUUUCUUUUUCUCUUCCCACCACUCAUUUUGUCUGAGCCUGGGAAACGCGCUGUUUAGACUUGGUCCGGGUCUCACACAGGAUGCCUCCCUACUGGUUGUAACAGAGUUGGACCGAAAAUGUUUUGACUGGCGUCGUUAUGACAAGGCCAUCCGUCAUUCCUGGAUAGAUUGAUAGCACCCAAGUCUGAGGCGCGCACCAGGAGAGGAAACCCACAGCUCUGUGGACCCCGAGGCUAACCAGGCAGUCCUAGCAGACUUUGCACCAUUCCCGGGAGGAGAGGAUGAAGUUCCAGGCCCCUUUCAAUUAAUCUGCUUCCAGAACUGUGGUGGCUGCCGGGCCGCGGGAGCCAGAGCAAACUCUCUUUCUCACAUUCCCCUACUUCUUUGCUAAGACCUGGCUGGACGUUUCUCAGUGUGAAGCGGGGAGCUCUGGCCAGGGAAGUCCGGAAACCGCUCUGCAGCCCAGACGCACGUCUACUCCCAACCCCGCUUAUUCCUAGCGAAGGGUCCCCAGGAAUGAAGGCCUCACAGAAUCACAACCAUCUCCCCCCGCCACCACCCCCCGCUUCCCUGGGAA
Molecule: messenger RNA, 1954 nt
Organism: Nannospalax galili (Upper Galilee mountains blind mole rat)
Lineage: Eukaryota; Metazoa; Chordata; Mammalia; Rodentia; Spalacidae
Exons: 5
Coding region: 1-810 (269 amino acids)
Source: RefSeq, a predicted model, not a curated record